UUGAAAGUCCAUUAAUUCGGUUGAAAUUGUCUUUGAAAUUUACUUGAUUGGUCAACAACUGUGUAUACUAUUCAGUGUCUAGGGGGGUAUACUGUAUAGAGUUUAGUUAGGGUAGGGACAAGGGAGUUAUGAAUCGGUAGAUGAGAGCGGUGAGGAGAGAAGAGCAUCCACUGCCAUCGAGUACAAGGAAUCGUUUGUGUAUUACCUCCGUAUUUUUCGUGACAUAUACCUGGAGAAAGGAUAAAUCAUGGCUCGUACAAAGCAGACUGCCCGUAAAUCUACCGGAGGAAAAGCUCCGCGAAAACAGCUCGCGACAAAGGCAGCACGUAAAAGUGCACCUUCCACCGGAGGAGUAAAGAAACCUCAUCGUUAUAGGCCCGGAACUGUCGCCCUUCGAGAAAUCCGAAGAUACCAAAAAUCCACUGAAUUGUUGAUCAGAAAAUUGCCCUUCCAGCGAUUGGUUCGUGAAAUUGCACAGGAUUUCAAAACUGAUCUUCGUUUCCAAAGUGCGGCAAUUGGUGCCCUUCAGGAGGCGUCCGAAGCAUACUUGGUGGGUCUCUUCGAAGACACAAAUUUGUGCGCUAUUCACGCCAAGCGAGUAACAAUUAUGCCGAAAGACAUCCAAUUGGCUCGACGAAUUCGUGGCGAGCGUGCUUAAGCAGCCUAAUUAUCUUACAAUUAACGAUUACUAUAACCUUUUAAUCAAUAUUGUUUCGUUGCAUUUCACUAUCAAGCAGAAAAUCGUAUAGCAAAUCAUAAAAAUUAGAUACGUAGAUAUUCACAAAAAAAUAGCUUUCUAUAAAAGAAAAAAAAAUGAUAGAAUCUCUUUGAUUAAUAAUUCUUUAUUCUCAUUAAGCCCUUUUAGAAUCUCAUUAUGACAGUAAAAAAAAAUUUGUCUUUUUUUUAUUCAUCAAUCAAGUAUAAAUUUAAGUUUAAAGUAGUGUCGAUUGACAAAAAAUUAGAUCAUAAAACACAUUUUUUUUGAUAAGAUUUGUGAUACGACAAAUAAUUUUCUAAACGUUUCGAAAGAAUUUGUAAAAAAAUUGAAGUGAAAUUCACAAAAAGGGUGUUUUCAAUUUCUGUAUUUGUUUUCUUUUUCAUCAUCUGACAAUUUCUUCAAGUCAUAUUCAUUCCUCUUCUUUUUCUCAUUGCUCAUCGUUCUUAUAAUUGUACUUGUAACUAUAUAAACAAUAGUGAGUUCUGUUAGAUAAUAAGAUAUGUUUCCUAAAGCUUGACCCAAUAGUUGAAAAGAAAAGAAUGUAACUCGAACACCUGGUUGCAAGAAAAUUAUGUUUAGUUGACUCUGGGAUUUUCCUAGUUUUUGUGUAACAAAACCCUCCCCCAAUAAUUUCUUAAAUAAAUAUUAAGCACAGAA
Molecule: messenger RNA, 1375 nt
Organism: Leptopilina heterotoma
Lineage: Eukaryota; Metazoa; Arthropoda; Insecta; Hymenoptera; Figitidae
Product: histone H3.3A
Exons: 3
Coding region: 248-658 (136 amino acids)
Cellular component (GO): nucleosome
Molecular function (GO): protein heterodimerization activity; structural constituent of chromatin; DNA binding
Source: RefSeq, a predicted model, not a curated record